This is a messenger RNA of Kwoniella botswanensis, 1485 nucleotides long. RefSeq lists its product as uncharacterized. The transcript has 4 exons. The record is from RefSeq and is a predicted model, not a curated record. Lineage: Eukaryota; Fungi; Basidiomycota; Tremellomycetes; Tremellales; Cryptococcaceae. The coding region runs from base 1 to 1485 and encodes 494 amino acids.
AUGCCCCUCGAAGUCACCCCUCCACCGUUUGCUGCUAGCCAAAGACUCCCCUAUACACCGGCAUUUGCGAGGAACGACGUUCAAGGUGGACCGGGAUCGGGAGCUAGCUCAAUUGGAGGUGCUGGAGGUCCCGCUUCAGCUGCUGCGGCCGCCAUAAUCCCUCCUGCUCCAGGUGGGAUAGCUGAUCCUCAUCGAGCUAUACCCGCAUUGGCCGAAGCAGGAUAUACUGCACCAAACCUUCGACCUGCUGCGAUCUCCAUUGAUCCUCGUAUGGGUGGCGCAUCGGUCUACGGUGGUGGUUCAGUAUACGGGGGAGGAUCAAUGUACGGUGGAGGAGCAGCGAGAGGACCACCCAGCAGUGCUUCCUACGGGUAUGAGCCUUCUCAACACCAUCAUCAACACCAACAACACCAUGUCCAUUCGCCACUUUCCGUGGUCCAUAGUGAUGGGUGGCAAGCGAAUUCACUUCCUGCACCCAGACGGGGUCCACCUUUACAACCUGAAUCUACCAUCGCUCCUAGGCAUCAUCAUCGUCACCACCAGGAUGAUUUCGAUGAUGGGAAAAGCGAUGCAAGUUACUACGCUAUGCCUAAAAGUCAUAAUCAUCGACCUAGAUCCCGAUCAGGUUCAGUCAGUUCAUUAUCUGAUACAUCCAGUCCUAGAGAAUUACAAAAUCCUUUACCUGGUGGAAUCCAUAGAUCAAGAUCGAUAAAUGGACAUAACCGCUCACCGUCCCUUCCACCUGCUAUUGGUCAUUUACAUUCACCCAUCUCACCUUCACCGCUUGCUGGUGGAACAGGUGGAUUACCCAAUUCCAUUGGUAAAUCAGCAUUGUCCCCCGCAGAUCCUGAUGGACUCAUUCGAAGACAUAGAGAUAGAGCUUCACCUGGACCUGGACCCGGACAAGUUGAAGAAGAAAGAGAAAGAAGACCGCGAAUUCACUCGUUCACUCCUGCCAAUUUGGAUAUGGAAGAACCAAGAGCUAGGGAACGAAGACACUCAGCAUUGGCCAACGAGAUUGAAAGACCUCGAGUACACAGCCAUCAUGGACAUGGACAUGGACAUCAUAGACAUCGAUCCGGCUCACAUCUACCUGUACCUCCACCAUCGGAUUACUCUUACUCGUCCUCAUAUGGGAAUAGAGCACCGUCUCCCCCACCUGGAGGCGCACUGGGCUUACACCUCCACCCUGAUGGGGGAUCUAACGGUGGAGGAAGGAGGCGAGCCAAUUCGAUGCAGGGAUUCGAUAGAGAAAGACCAUAUCAGUUCCAGGCGUAUCAGACUCCCAGUAUAGCUGGCGGAGGAAAUGCAACGGUCUAUGAUGAUGGGGCGAGCUUGAUAUCGGAAUCGAAGAUGACAUUUAUGGAUGGUAGUGUAGCUGGAAGGACUAGUCAGUAUGGGUUACCGAAAUACCCUCAUCAACCCAAGAUGGAUUAUAGGAGGUUCUGCGUUCAGAGAGGGAAUGCCGAUGUUUUCUUAGAUUGA